Messenger RNA from Metarhizium acridum CQMa 102, 369 nucleotides. Lineage: Eukaryota; Fungi; Ascomycota; Sordariomycetes; Hypocreales; Clavicipitaceae. The record is from RefSeq and is a predicted model, not a curated record.
AUGCCCAGUCAAGGAGGGCGACUCUUUUCCUCUCUGAUGUGCUUGUACUUCCUGGGCAAGAACCAUCCUGAUACAUUGAGGGUGAUGAGCAAACUAGAAGGAACGCUCUGGCAACAAGGGCAAUACACUGCAGCUCUCGAUUUGCAAAGAACGGCUGUUGCUACCAUGAGGGUGCAAUUGACAACAGAGCAUCCCGAUACGCUUGAGGCAACCGACAACCUUGGCCGAACCGUCUCCAAGUUCUGGACACGCGACAGCAUUGAAGAGUCUCGUCAACUUCAUACCGAGGCAAUUGAAGGAAUGACCAAGAUACAUGGGGCUGAGCAUGCAAAGACUUGGCCGCCAAGGAAAGCUUAUGCAGGAUCCUAG